AUGUCGUUCACGAAUAUGUACUACAAACGCGCGGUGGGCACGCCGAAGGCCUGCUACGUCUGCCACAAGCCGACCACGACGGUGCUCGCCACGAUCAACACCGUCGACUUUCUCUACUCCUGCGAUUCCCAUCUCUCGGAUCCAGGGUUCGCGAGUCAGGUGGGCACAAGCAAUGACGGCGUGGGUGCGGGUGCAGCGCAGAAGAUGGGACUUAGCCCGGAGGAAAUCGCGAAAGUGAAGGCGGAGUGGGAAGAGCGCCAGAAGAAGAAAACCGAGAAAGCUAAGGAGAAGGAGAAAGAAAAGGACGCGGAUAAGGAUAAGGACGCAAAGGACACCGACGACAAGGAGAAGAAAGAGACUAAGAAGGUCCCGGGAUCCCUCUCCCCGCCGUCGACGACGCCUGCACCCCCGACGCCGACCCACCAGCGGUACACGCUGCACCGCGACAUGUUCGCUCUACGCCUUGCAGAGCAUCGCAGACGUCGUCAGACAGUCCAGGCCAAGGAGCUCGCGCCCCGACUCCCGGGAGCCCCA
This is a messenger RNA of Trametes versicolor FP-101664 SS1, 534 nucleotides long. Its product is annotated as DUF1742-domain-containing protein. Gene Ontology annotation, cellular component: endosome. Lineage: Eukaryota; Fungi; Basidiomycota; Agaricomycetes; Polyporales; Polyporaceae. The annotation marks the transcript as partial. Gene Ontology annotation, biological process: vacuolar transport. The record is from RefSeq and is a predicted model, not a curated record. The transcript has 2 exons.